Molecule: messenger RNA, 2973 nt
Organism: Theobroma umbraticum
Lineage: Eukaryota; Viridiplantae; Streptophyta; Magnoliopsida; Malvales; Malvaceae
Product: pentatricopeptide repeat-containing protein DOT4, chloroplastic-like
Biological process (GO): RNA modification
Molecular function (GO): zinc ion binding; protein binding; RNA binding
Source: RefSeq, a predicted model, not a curated record
UUUUAUGAUAUAGGUUUUGUAUUAAAUAACAAAUGUUGUUAUUAAAUUUAAAAUAAAAAAUCUGCUUUUCUCAAAACUAUCAUAAUAUUCAUAAUUUAUCACUAAAAUAAACUAAUCCACGAACAUAAAAAGGAAUUAAAACAAGAAUGGUUGGUUACCCAUCGUUACUUCUCUCUCAAAGUUGCUUUUCUAACCCUGUAGAGAAAAAAUUGCGAGCUGAGAGUGGUAGGAUUAAGCAUGUGAGUAGAAAAGAAAGGGGAAUCUUCAAAGGUGCUUACGUGGAGGUAAGUAAGUGUGUGGAUUGGUUUGGAUUGGCCUGAUCCAAAUAUCAACAAGGGCGAAUCCGACGCGGAUGGGGUCAGGCAAACUUUUGUGAGCUCCAAGCUUCUGCAGGCCAGUAGAAUAGCGUUGGACUGAACUCGGUGGAGAAGAUGGAGCCGAGCCGAUUCAGCUGUCAAUACUUCCCUUCCCUAUUGCUUGACGACGGCAUUGCUGGAACGCCUUCAACACCAGAGUUAAGUGCUUUCUCCUUUUUCAACUUGAUGAUGAUGAUGGUAUAGCCAUAGGAAUUAGAAAUUCAGAACAGAAAGUAAACAAGACAGGAGAAAGAGAAAACAAAAUGGAUGUGCUUCCUCCUUCAAUUGAUAUACACAUACCUUUCGACAAACCCAAAUGUGAACAUCCUCGUUGUCGUGCGAGUGCCUCUCUGAAUCUGAAUAAGUUGGAGUUGACCCAUCAGCUGGUCCACGAAAUUCCCCUUUCAACAUCAAAUACGUUCGCCUGGAACCAGUUGAUCCAAACCCAUCUCUCCAAAAAGCAACUUCGACAAGUCCUCUCUGUUUAUCAUGGGAUGAUGCUUCGAGGUGUCCGUCCCGACGAGCAUACUCUCCCCCGCGUCUUAACCGCUUCUCGUCUCUGCACUAACUUAUCUUUCGGGAAACAAGUUCAUGCCCAUGCUUUCAAGCUUGGCUUCUCCUCCGACCUCUAUGUCAUCACUGCUUUAAUGGAAAUGUACGGUCGUCUACACGGUGUUGACGCUGCAAAAUGGGUGUUGGAUAAUGCCCCUAAUACCAAUUCUGUUGCUUGGACUAUACUAGCUAAGUUGUCCUUGAUAGACAAUAAACCCCACUUGGCAUUUGAAAUAUUUGACCAAAUGCUUCGAUUGAAGGCUGACAUUGAUCCAAUAGGAUUGGCAACAGCUAUUGGCGCAUGUUCCCUCUUAAAGUCCCUGCAACAGGCAAGAAACGUGCAUCAGAUUGCUAGGGACUGCGGGUUUGAAUUUCAUCUACUUGUCAGCAAUUCACUCUUGAAAAUGUAUGUUGAUUGCGAUGGUCUGGAGGAAGCUCGAUCUUUUUUUGAUGCAAUGCCAUCCAAAGAUGUUAUUUCAUGGACAGAGAUGAUUCGUGGGUAUGUCAAGAAGGGGGGCUAUAAUGAGGGCCUCAAAUUGUUUCGCCGAAUGAUUAGGGCUGGAAUAAAACCUGAUUCUCUUACAAUUUCUAGCAUUCUUCCAGCCUGUGCAAGAGUACCAGCUCAUAAGCAAGGGAAGGAACUACAUGCCUACUUGUUUAGGAAUGGAAUAGAUUUGAAUCCCACGGUCCAGAAUGCUAUCAUGGAUAUGUAUGUCAAAUCAGGAUUCAUUGAAUUAGCUUCAACUGUUUUCAUGUGCAUGAUGGAGAGAGAUAUUGUCUCUUGGACUAUAAUGAUAUUGGGCUAUAGCUUGCAUGGACAGGGAGGGCGGGGACUAGAUUUGUUCUUUGAGAUGGAGAAAGAAUCCAGCCUAGAAAUAGAUGAAUUCACAUAUGCUGCAGUUCUCCAUGCCUGUGUUACUGCAUGCAGGGUUGAUGUAGGAAUGUUUUACUUCAAUUGCAUUCAAGCACCUACAGUCACUCAUUGUGCUCUGAUGGUAGCUCUUCUAGCUCGUGCUGGACUCUUUAACGAGGUACAGGCCUUCAUUGAGGAACACCAGAUUGUAAAUGAUGCAGAGGUACUAAGAGCUUUGCUAGAUGGGUGCAGGAUCCACCAGCAACUAAAAAUUGGUAAACAAAUUGUUGAGCAGCUUUGUGAGUUGGAGCCCCUAAAUGCUGAGAACUAUGUGUUGCUGUCAAACUGGUAUGCUGACAAUGCAAAAUGGGACAUGGUUGAUAAACUAAAGUUAACAAUCAGAGACAUGGGUUUGAAGCCUAAAAGAGCAUAUAGUUGGAUAGAGUUUCGAAGUAAAGUUCAUGUGUUUCGAACAGGGGAUGUUUCCCACCCGAGAUCUGAGAUGAUAUAUUGGGAGUUGCAGCAUUUGAUGAAGAAAAUGGAAGAUGAAGGGCGUAGACCUAGUUCAGUGUUUAGCCUUCAUGAUGUGGAUGAAGAACGUGAAUGUAUUCAUAUUGGACAUAGUGAAAUGUUAGCCAUUUCUUUUGGGCUUAUCAGUACACAAGGGAGAGAAACUAUUCGUGUCACAAAGAAUCUCCGAGUAUGCCGAAGCUGCCAUGAUACUGCAAAGCCUCCGCCCUUGGAUUUCUCCGUCGGUUCGGUUUGGGCCUCCUCUCUUAGUGCUGUCUGCAUCCUCCCAUGGCAAACUCUUUUCUCCCUCAGCCAUUUCAGGUCUAAAGGCGAUCAGAUGCCUAAACAUGGAGCUUUUGGGUAUGGCAUGAAGCAUGCAAAGAUGAAUGAGUAGUCCAAAGAGGAUUCAUCACCUUAAGUGAUUUGAAUGGGACAUAUUUCAUUUACUCCUAGCUUAUAUUGACUAAAAGUCUUUUGCUAAGGUAAUCUUGAUAAGUCAAUACGGAAGCUGCAAUACUAAUAUGAAUAAGUUAGAAAGUAGACACCAAGUCAGACUUUUUAUCUAUUCAAGAUAUAUGAUGAAAUGAUCGAAUUACUAUACACUGAAAGGUUAGUCAAAUCAUAUUGGCUCUCCUAACAUUUGUGUGAUCAUAAUGUAUUAUUAGAUACUACUCAUGAUCUAUAAAUAUAAAUAUAAAUAUA